Strongylus vulgaris is the source of this 519-nucleotide messenger RNA. The record is from the annotation of a GenBank genome assembly. NCBI's taxonomy places the organism in Eukaryota, Metazoa, Nematoda, Chromadorea, Rhabditida, Strongylidae.
AUGCCUCGCACAAGGAACUUGGAACGAAUUUCGAAAGCCACCAAGGGUAUGCUAGAGAGGAGAAGAGCACUGAGGCUGGAUCCGACCAACACAUCUCGAGCGAUUGGUAGAAAAUACCAGUUGCAAAACAGCUUUGCAAGAAGAUCUUCGAAAGUACAGGCAUUCGAAACUUUUAAAGACAGCACUAAGAAGGAGAAGUCUAAAGAAGUACCGCAGGAACCUUCUCUACUAUCGUGUUCCGCUGACAACAUUACUAAACGAAGAUGGGACUCGUACGUCUUCCCAACAAAAGAUUUAAAUGAUCACGAAAAGAUUCUACACCAACCUCUUCCGCUCAUCAACACCCGUGUCAAACCCCGUUAUUCCCACUUGAGAAGUAUCACCACGAUUCUACCUGCUGAAGUACGCGCCGUAAUCCAGACCAUGAGGCAGCCAUGGCUCCGGGAUUGGACCAUGUUUCUGUCGACCUCUUACAAACUGGAGGACAUCGCCUACACGAGAUACUUGCGGAACAUCUAA